AUGAGCCUAGCAGGUGCUGUGAGCCAUAAGCUCUCUCAGGUCACAGUAGAAGUCUCCAAGGUUGCCCUCUCAGAAGGCAAGAGGCACAGAAGAGAAGCAGAGAGGGCAGCUGCUGUUGGGCAGUUCCUCCUCUUCCACAGGCUUCGGAGUCCUACUGUGUCUAGACAUGAGGUCAUGGCAUCCUUCAAGAUCGAGGCUGUCAUCAGAGAGACACACCGCAUGGCAGAGAGCCCUGUGUGGGAAGAGGAGACGGGACAGCUGGUCUAUGUGGACAUCAAUGCCCAGACUGUGUGUCGCUGGGACCCCUGCACCAGGGAGGUGCAGAAAGUUGGCCUGAAUGACCGCGUUGGCUGUGUGGCCCUGCGUGGGAAGGGGACCUAUGUGGUGGCCGUCGGCACCUGCCUGGGCUUCCUGGACUGGGAGACACAGGAGGUGGAGUGGACGGCCUGGCUGGACCAGGACAAGCCUCACAACAGGUUCAACGAUGGCAAGGUGGACCCCGCUGGACGGUUUGUGGCAGGCACCAUGCCAGAGGAAUCAGCCCCUGGGGUGUGGGAGCCAGGCCAAGGAUCCCUGUACACACUCUACACUGACCACUCAGUGGUCAGAUACCUGCAUGGACUGGGCAUUCCCAAUGGACUGGACUGGUCCCUGGACCACAGAACCUUCUACCACAUUGACAGCCUGGACCGAUGCGUGAGAGCCUAUGACUACCAGAUGGAAACAGGAGAAAUUGCCAAACCAAAGCUACUGUACCAACUACCAAAGGAGCAGGGUAUGCCGGAUGGAAUGUGCGUGGACAACAUGGGCAAACUCUGGAUAGCCUGCAUUGAUGGAAGCCAGAUCAUCCGUCUGGACCCAGAGACAGGGACUCGCCUGUUAACCGUGAAGUUGCCUGUGUCCAGGGUUACAUCCUGCUGCUUCGGGGGUCCCAACUACUCGGACCUGUACGUGACAUCUGCAUCCGAUGGCCUCAGCCCACAGCAAUGGUCCCAGGAGCAUGAGGCAGGACAUAUCUUCAAGGUCACAGGCCUUGGAGCUACAGGAAUUGCAUCUCGACCCUUCUUAGGCUGA
This is a messenger RNA of Suncus etruscus (white-toothed pygmy shrew), 1074 nucleotides long. RefSeq names its product regucalcin-like. Lineage: Eukaryota; Metazoa; Chordata; Mammalia; Eulipotyphla; Soricidae. Gene Ontology annotation, molecular function: calcium ion binding; gluconolactonase activity; enzyme regulator activity. The transcript has 8 exons. Bases 1 to 1074 code for a protein of 357 amino acids. Gene Ontology annotation, biological process: L-ascorbic acid biosynthetic process. The record is from RefSeq and is a predicted model, not a curated record.